GUGCCCUGUUCCGUUCACAGACGUCGUUAAUUGCCUCAGCGACUACGAGUUAUGCCAACAUCAAGGUCAAAGGUGCGCGCCAGUGGAAAAGAUGGUGGUGAACGAAAUAGACGGACACGUCGUGCCUGCGACAGAUGCAGACUCAAGAAGGCCAAGGUAGUCCUGUUCUGCCUAUCUCUGGUAGGCUUCUAAUUCGAACAGUGCGACGGUAGUCCGAAGUGUGAAACUUGUCGGACAUGUAACAGUGCUUGCACUUACUCCAUCAGAAGGAAAAUAGAAGCCAGAAAUUAUUAUUCUCGAAUGCAAGGAGUGAUGGAUGUAGCACUUCAACAGCUAUACUGGGCAUGCCGGCAGAAAUCCGGGUUUCCAGGAAAGCUUCCAGAUGAAUCGACCGGUGCUGUUACCACGGACGCGAUCCUUGAAGGACUUGGUCUCGUUAGACCGUUACUUCGAGGUCGUCAAUCCCCAUUUACAACUGAGGGACAACCGUAUGAUGUAGAUAUUUCGGAUUCAGACAAAUUGUGCGACCAUUUGCGAACUUCGCCUGCUGAAGGUGACUCCGCUCAAAGCAGUCCAAUCACAGUAUCCUCCUCCUUUGGCGUUCCCCCGUCCACAUAUAGAGGAAGGCCCGCCUCUGGCUCUUCCUCUCAGUCAGUGUUUCCUUGCGAACGGAAUUUCAGUAUGGAGACGAACACGUAUCUGCCAAGCGUGGUCGCAGCGACUCAGGACACGAUCCACGACCUUGAUACUCCGCCUGAUGCGGUGAAAUCUGUGGACAGGAAUGAGUUACAGGAUACUGACUCAUAUACCGUUGCCACCGGGUUCAAGCCAGCCGACCUUGCCCCAGAGAUGAAGUGCAGGGACUCAUGUCAAGGCAAGCAAUCGGAGAGACGGGCUUUUGACAACUGUCUGGCUCCAGAAGGGAUCAUGUUUGAUAGCUAUUUAGCCCCGUGGCCUGGGUCCUUAGCUGCGGCUUUUCAGUCAGUGCACCAUGCCUAAGCAGCGAAUGAAAAAGGAGUAGGGUAGAGGCAGAGUGCAAAUACAUGAAGUUUUUCUUUAAA
Messenger RNA from Exophiala oligosperma, 1061 nucleotides. RefSeq lists its product as hypothetical. The transcript has 2 exons. Gene Ontology annotation, biological process: regulation of DNA-templated transcription. Lineage: Eukaryota; Fungi; Ascomycota; Eurotiomycetes; Chaetothyriales; Herpotrichiellaceae. Gene Ontology annotation, molecular function: zinc ion binding; DNA-binding transcription factor activity, RNA polymerase II-specific. The record is from RefSeq and is a predicted model, not a curated record. Bases 301 to 999 code for a protein of 232 amino acids.